Messenger RNA from Cooperia oncophora, 1095 nucleotides. Lineage: Eukaryota; Metazoa; Nematoda; Chromadorea; Rhabditida; Trichostrongylidae. The record is from the annotation of a GenBank genome assembly.
AUGGCUCCACUUCCGCUUAUGGACUUAACGAAGCGAUCAUUUUUCUCCGUUCGGGAAGGAAGCGUUAUAGAGACACUGCAGUCGUUGGAUGCAGAAACUUUCUACUGUACCGUAGAUGGUGAAAUAGUCACAGAUUUCCUAGGACGCCUCAACGAUUUACCAGAGGAUGCCUUUUUUCAACUGCAUUUUCGUGUUCUUGGAGGGAAAGGAGGAUUUGGUUCUCUUCUUCGUUCAUUUCGCGUUAACAAAAGUACGAAUCAGCUGAUGUGUCGUGACCUAAAUGGCAGACGUCUCGCAUCAAUCGAUGAGGAACAGCGUCUGAAAAAAUGGAUUGAGAGGGCUGCAGAACGUGAAAAAGAGAAACUAGCGAAAAGGAAGGCGAAGUAUGAAAAGCUCAAAUCUGGUCCUCCAAAGCACAUGUUCGAUGAUCCUGACUAUAUGAGACAAAAGGAGACUAUAAUAGAGAAGACUGAAGAAGCAUUCGAACAAGGUUUUUUGGAAGCUUUAAAAGCUGAACGUGAGAAGAAGGAAAAACCUGUAGAGUCUUCGGAGGACGAGGAAGAUGAUUCCAGUUCCGAUUCAGAGGAAAAUGAUGUUGAUCCUGAACUGCUCCGUGAAAUCCAAGACUAUUUUGCAGCCCAAAAAGAGGAAUGUACGACAUCAAAACAGGAUGACAACACCACUACUUCAAGCCAGAAUGGGAAAUCCACUGCGCUCGAAGGAGAAAAUUCGUGUGUAUCGGAAAAAGGCGACGGCGCUACGGAAAAUGCAUGCAUGAACGUGGAGCAACAGCCGGAGCCGGCUGGGGAGAAACCUCCGGAGCCCGCUGGGGAGAAACCUCCGGAGCCGGCUAAGGAGAAGCUUCCGGAGCCGGCCAAGGAAAAACCUUCGGAACCUGUGGAAUUCCCUGCAGUAGAUCUAUCGCAGUAUGAAAGCCCCGAUCAACUGGAAACGCUCGGGCUCAAUCAUCUCAAACAUGCUUUAUUAGCUCGAGGAAUGAAGUGUGGCGGCACCCUUCGACGUCAGAGAGAGGAACGAGUAUUGUGUUUGCGCGGACGAAAGAUACUUUUUAAGAUGAUGUGUAUGCAUCAUUAA